Messenger RNA from Strongyloides ratti, 303 nucleotides. RefSeq lists its product as hypothetical. The transcript has 2 exons. The coding region runs from base 1 to 303 and encodes 100 amino acids. NCBI's taxonomy places the organism in Eukaryota, Metazoa, Nematoda, Chromadorea, Rhabditida, Strongyloididae. The record is from RefSeq and is a predicted model, not a curated record.
AUGGCAUAUUCAAGUAUCUUAAACAAAAUAACUUUUUUGUUUCUUGGAUUCAUUCUAUUGAUAACUGCAGAGUUAAACAAAAACAAUGCUGUAUCAGAACAAUUUACUGCUAAUGAAGGAGUAGAAUCAUUUAAUCCUUAUCUUUAUCAAAUCAAAAAGUUCCAAUACCCAUAUGAUGAUGAUAUGUCGUUGUAUUAUCAAAUGAAUGAGCAAAUACCCAUUAGAGAUAGAAAAUGGGCUUCACAAUUAAGAUAUGGUAAACGAUCUAGUUGGGCAAGCCAACUUCGCUAUGGAAAAAAAUAA